Malaclemys terrapin pileata is the source of this 11972-nucleotide messenger RNA. It is a transcript of the gene SLC16A3, whose product is annotated as solute carrier family 16 member 3. Lineage: Eukaryota; Metazoa; Chordata; Testudines; Emydidae. The transcript is spliced from 5 exons. The record is from RefSeq and is a predicted model, not a curated record. Gene Ontology annotation, molecular function: monocarboxylic acid transmembrane transporter activity. Gene Ontology annotation, biological process: monocarboxylic acid transport; transmembrane transport. Gene Ontology annotation, cellular component: membrane. Bases 408 to 1829 code for a protein of 473 amino acids.
CGCACUCGCAUCAGCGAGUGUCGCCCCUGAGUCCUGCCUGAGCCCGACAUGGAGCCUCCCCCAGCCAAGCUGCGGGGCGGCAGCGCAUCCCAAGGACCAGCGGGUGGGGAGCGGAGGCCGGGAAGGUGGGACGCUGCGGCGUGAACUGGCGGCGGCGGAGAUGGCUUGAUGGGCUCACGGCGCACGAGGGAGAAGGCAGCCGGGCCUCCCGCUCGGCGAAUGAAAACUGGGCCCCUUUCCAGUCUGGGGUGGGAGAAACUGCACGUUGCUGCUUCCGCCCAUUCUGUUACAGGCUCCUAGCCUCCCGCGGCAGGCGCACGUGCUUUGGGUUUUCCCUUCACUGUUUCCUCUUUUCCUGAUCUUCAUCUCCAUCCUGUUCUUUCUCAGGCAACCCAUUGAGUUUCACUAUGGGAGCUGUGGUGGUUGAUGAUGCUCCAUCUGGUGUCAAAGCCCCUGAUGGGGGUUGGGGCUGGGCCGUUCUCUUUGGAGGGUUUGUCAUCACUGGAUUUUCCUAUGCCUUUCCAAAGGCUGUUAGUGUCUUCUUUAAAGAGCUUAUCCGGGAGUUUGGUGUUGGAUACAGUGACACAGCAUGGAUCUCCUCCAUUCUACUGGCUAUGCUCUAUGGAACAGGUCCCCUGUGUAGCAUGUGUGUCAAUUGGUUUGGCUGUCGUCCAGUCAUGCUGGUUGGAGGGCUCUUUGCUUCGCUGGGUAUGGUGACAGCUUCCUUCUGUACCAGCAUCAUUCAGCUUUAUCUCACUGCAGGUGUCAUUACUGGUUUGGGUCUGGCACUCAACUUCCAGCCAUCGCUCAUCAUGUUAAAUCGCUACUUUGACAAACGCCGCCCUUUAGCUAAUGGGCUUGCUGCUGCUGGAAGCCCUGUGUUUCUUUGUACCCUCUCUCCUCUGGGGCAAAUACUGCAACAUGAGUAUGGCUGGCGAGGGGGAUUCCUUAUACUGGGUGGAAUGCUGCUUAACUGCUGUGUUUGUGGGGCAUUAAUGAGGCCUUUGGAACCUCCUAAGAAAUCUGAAGCUGCUAAAGAACUUACUGAGAAGAAAACAAAGAAAAAGCUUCUGGAUUUCAGUGUCUUUAAAGAUGUUGGUUUUUUAGUCUACACUGUGGCUGCCUCCAUCAUGGUGCUGGGCCUCUUUGUGCCUCCAGUCUUUGUGGUGAGCUAUGCCAAGGAUUUGGGAUAUCCAGACACCAAAUCAGCUUUUCUUCUGAGCAUUCUUGGGUUCGUUGAUAUCUUUGCCCGGCCUAUUUGUGGAGUGGUAGCUGGUCUGAAGUGGGUCAGACCACGCUGUGUUUAUCUCUUUAGUUUUGCUAUGAUUUUUAAUGGUUUUACAGAUCUCAUAGGUUCCAUGUCUACCAAUUAUGGUGGCUUGGCGGUCUUCUGCAUUUUCUUUGGCAUUUCCUAUGGAAUGGUAGGUGCUCUUCAGUUUGAAGUUCUCAUGGCUAUUGUGGGUACUCAGAAGUUUUCCAGUGCCAUUGGCUUGGUGCUUCUGGCUGAAGCUCUAGCUGUUCUAAUCGGUCCACCAUCAGCAGGCAAACUCUUGGAUGCAACAGGCACGUAUAUGUUUGUUUUUAUUAUUGCUGGAGUUGAAGUUGUUACUUCAGCCCUUGUGAUGGCUUUAGGAAAUUUCUUCUGUGUUAAGAAAAAAUCAGAAGUGCCACAAACAAAAGAGGAGGCAGCAGAAAGAGAAGAGUUAAACAAAUCCGAAGACAAAACACCUGAAGAUGCCAAGGUGGACUCUAUUGAAGUAGAACAAUUUCUGAAAGAUGAACCUGAAAAAAAUGGGGAAAUUGUAACUAACCCAGAAACGUGUGUGUGAGUGACACAGGAUGAGUGGCAAAGCAUUUAGGGAAGAGUGAGAUAAUUUCAACACUAUUUUAGAAACGGAACUAGUUUAGGGCUGGGCCAUCUGCUUGACCAACUGGGGGCCAAUCAGCUAAUCAAAUCACUGUUUGGAAGCUUUGUUAAGAAUCCUUUUCACCUAAAACUGGAUUUAUCAGUGAGAGGUGGAGCUCUGUGUUUGUAACAUUUUAAGUAAACUAAGCAGCCUUUGUUACCAAAUGUAGAAAUCCUGCUAUGCAUCACCAGAAAAUUCUCACUUGGAAGAAAAUAUAUUUGAAUUAGAGAGGAAUAUGUACAUUUUCAUUCAAUAUAGGUGAAAUUGUUUGUUUGUGUUCGUGUGGUACAAUUAAACGUAACUUCCCUUUCUGUGUUCUUUCUCAAGGAGAAAGAAUGAGAUGAGGGAAAAAAAUCUCAGGAACUUACUGGUCUCCAGAAGGUUUUUGAAACCUCUUACUUUUUAGUUAUUUUUAGAUUUUUUUUUUUUUUUUUUGGCUCAGCCCUAAUCUAAGUUGGAUAAUAAGAAUAAUAUCUAUUACUUUGUUUUAAGUAAGUGUAUUUCUGAGUUUUAGCUAAACAUGUAAUUUUCUUAAUUGGGAUUUUUAUUGUAAAUAUUGUACACUGAAAGGCACUCAGACCCUGUUCUUAGCAAAUCACAUAAUUGCUAUUCCUAAAUAGCAUCUAAAGAAAAUGAAAUGAGCAGUAUUAAUCCUUACCUAGGCUUACCUUGUUUUCUUUACAGCCUAUGUGCAUUGCACAUACACUGACUCCUAUUGGUAACUACUGCGCUGACACAUGCAGGCAUCUGCUACUGAAAUUGGUUGAAAAGUCACACAACGCUAGCAGCUGUUACAUCCUAUGCUAUUAGAUAUCCGCAUGAGAUUGACUCCUUACUUCUGUACAGCAAUAUGCUGACUUUGCUUCUUCACAUACCCUGAAUACUAGUAGAGUGCUAAAAAUAAUUAAAAGUAACUCUCUGAGUUACUCCCCCUUUUCAUUAGGGGAAAAAUCUCUCUAUCACUAGGGUGACCAGAUAGCAACUGUGGGGGAAAAAAUGGGAUGGGGCAAUAGGUGCCUAUCUAAGAAAAAGUCCCCCAAAACAGGACUGUCCCUUUAAAAAUGGGACAUCUGGUCAUCCUAUCUAUCACCCCUGUAUAUAGUCUCACUGACUUAAUAUUACUAAUUGGAGAAGUAAGGUGAGCAGGAUUUGGCCCUAUGCAUGCAUUACACCCCUUUUGACCUGAUCAGUUAGAUAAAAAUUUGGAGUCUUGGAAUUUUCAGAGGUAAAAUGGGUCAUGUAGUCAGGUGGUUUAUUUGAUGCAAUCUUUUUUUUAUUUACAAAGAAUGUAGAAAGUCCUGUUUCCUUGUCUCUUAGUGUUUGAGUCCUGCUGCAUUCAGUGUCCCUGCUUACAAGUCCAAGCCCCAUUUCCAAUCACUUAACCAUGUUGACCUAAAUUUUAAGAGUAGACUAGGCCUGAGAGAGAGAGCUUUUGGGCUAUGUCACUUUGGGGGGGUGGGAAAUAUCCACUUCCCUGAAAAACAUAGCUAUGCCAGCCUAACCUCCUGGUAUAGAAGCAUGGAGAUUGACAAAACAGUGCUUCUGUCAGUCUAGCUAUAGUUGCUCAGGGAGAUGGUGCUCCUACAGUGGAGAGAGGAGGACCUUUUGUCACUGUAGCUAUGCUAUAGGGUUAUGCCAGCAUUGCUAGCACACCAUAGCUAUGUUGAUAUAGUUCCCAUAGUGUAGACCUGGCCUUAGCUUUUCUCAGCACUACGCUCCCAGUGCUUAUUCUGCCUGUGUCAUUGGCUUUUCUGCCCUGGGACCUGCUGUUUGGUGUCUUCAUUUCUUGUGCUAAAAACACCCCAAAUAGACACAAACAGCUCCACAAUCAAUGCCCUAGUCCCUACAUUUGCUAUGUGAGUCCCCAGGCAAUCCCUCAGACCGCAUGGAAUAGCUUCCUCUUAAUCAGCUUUACCAUGGAGUUCAGGGUUUUGGACAGUGACCUCUAGUGUUUCAGCUAUUAUUAAACAAAGAGGCAUUUAACUGCUCCCUCAUUUAGCCUGAAUGGAAAGGCAGCGGUUAUGCUCACCAAUUUCAAUGGGAUUUAACCCAACGCAUAACUAGGGUUCCGUGUCGGUCAUGGAAGUCAUAGAAUCUGAUUUUACACAACCUCCGUGACUUCUGCAGUGGCCAGUGUGGCUAACACCAAGGUCGCUCAGGUAGCCCUGGGGACAGCCAUACAGGCCACUGCUGAAGCAGCUCCACAGCCAGGCGCUCAGGCAACCCCAGGGCCAGCCGCACCAGCCACUGCUUGGAUGGCCCUGGGCAGCUGGCCCUGGGGACCACCUGAGCAGCAGCCAGUGUGGCUGGCCCCGGGGACCAUGUGAGCAGCGGUCCCGGGGGUGGCAGGAGCAGCCACCGUCAGCGGCAUCUGGCACCUGGUGCCCUUAGCCCCCCUGCUGAGCAGCGGCCCCCUGAGGCUCCUCCCCACAGCAGGCCCUCCCCAGGGUGCCCCCCCCCGAGCGCUCCUCCUAGCAGUGCCUGCUCCCUGAGAUUAAGUCAUUGGUAUAAGUCAUGGAUAGGUCACAGGCUGUGAAUUUUUCUUUAUUGCCUGUGACCUGUCCAUGAUUUGUACUAAAAAUACCCAUGACUAAAUUAUAGCCUUAUGCAGAACACUUUUUUUUUUUUUUUUGAUGAAUGAAGAGAAUCAUUAAAAUACAUUAUAAAAAUGGUUUUGGGGAAAGGAAAGGCUGCAGAGGAUGUGUCUGUGGCGCAUAAGUCUAGUCUCUUGUGGGUUGUAACACUUGGGUCUCAUUUCAGUUGAGUUUAGUGGGCAGUUGCUGAAUGGUGUUGAAUUUAACUAGGAUGUCUGGCUUCUGGCAGGGAGCAGGUGGGGGGAGGGGGAAGAAGCCCUGGGCAGCUUCCCCUUCUCCUGGCAGGGAAUAGGGAGGCCCACCCCUUACCCCAGUGGAGAAUGGGGAGCAGAGGGUGAGAGGCAGCCUGCCAGGAACCCAGGAGCCUGUGUGGCAGCUAGUCUCCCAGAAGGGAGCUGCCAAUGGAGUUGAGAGACUGGGCUUUCCCAGUUUCCCCAACUGCCCCUCUUAGGUCAGUGGAAGCAUUCCUACUAGGGACAUGCGCCACCGACCCAAUGAGUGUAGUAUGGACAAGCACCACUGCAGUAAUUACUGUGGUGACUGUAAGUCGAACUAAUAUAGGGUGACUUAUCCUAAGACUCUAAAUUAUAUAUUUAUUCUUUCUGUAUCUUAACCGCUUACCAAGGACAAGUUAACACAUUCUCAGAACAUAUCACUGAGGCAAUGAAAAUAGGUAUAAGCUUUUCCUACACCAGUUCGUGAGCCAUGCAGUUCCCCUGGAGAAUUAUUCUAUACACCAUUGUUUUCUCCUAAUGCUGUAAAAAUGCCAGUUCUUAGGUUUCCCAGUGCUACCUUAAAAACAGUAACUGGAAAAUAUAUCAGACAUGAGAAAGGGGAAAAUGUUUCCUUAGAGCCAUGACUUAGGGUAUGUCUGCACUACGAAAUUAGGUCGAAUUUAUAGAAGCUGGUUUUAUAGAAAUCGGUUGUAUACAGCUGAUUGUGUGUGUCCCCACAUAAAAUGCUCUAAGUGCAUGAAGUCAGCGGACCGUGUCCACAGUACCGAGGCUAGCAUCAACUUCCGGAGCGUUGCACUGUGGGUAGCUAUCCCACAGUUCCCGCAGUCUCCAUCGCCCAUUGGAAUUCUGGGUUGAGAUCCCAAUGCCUGAAUGAUGCAAAACAGUGUCGCGGGGGGUUCUGGGUACAUGUCAUCAGGCACCUCCUCCUCUGUCAGAGCAAUGGCAGACAAUCGAUUCGCGCCUUUUUACCUGGGUUACCUGUGCAGACAACAUACCCGCUCAGCUCAGCUCACCGUCACAUGUCCUCUGGGUUCCGGCAGAUGUGGUACUGCAUUGCUACACAGCAGCAGCUAAUUGCCUUUUGGCAGUAGACGGUGCAGUAUGCCUGGUAGCCUUCAUCGGCGAUCUGGGUGCUGGCAGACGUGGGGCUGCAUUGCACACAGCAGCAGUCCCUUGCCUUUUGGUAGAAGAUGGUAUAUUACGACUGGUAUCUGUCGUCGUUGUACUGCAGUGGCUGUCAAUCAUGGGCACCUAGGCAGUCUCGACGAUGAUGGCUAUCAGUCGUAGUAUGCUAUUUUCUGCCAAGCGCCCAGAAGAUGCCAAGGGCUAUCAGUCAUGCUGCACUGUCGAUGUAAAAAAUAGAUUUGUUCUGUAUUCAUUUGCUUCCCCCUCCCUCCGUGAAAUCAACGGCCUGCUAAACCCAGGGUUUUGAGUUCAAUCUUUGGGGGGGGGGGGGCAUUCUAUGUGACAGCUGUUUGUGUUUCUCCCUGAUGCGCAGCCACCUUUGUUGAUUUUAAUUCCCUGUACCUGUACGCCAUGUCGUACUUCACUUGGGGGGCAUAGUGCCUCAAUAGUAGCCAUGUCAUCACUCGCCCCUCCCUCCCUCCGUCCGUCAGAUACUAGUUUCGCGCCUUUUUUCAGACCAGAUGCCAUAGCACUGGGAUCAUGGAGCUCGCUCAGAUCACCGCGGCAAUUAUGAGCACUAUGAACACCACGCACAUUGUCCUGGAGUAUAUGCAGAGGCAGGACAUGCCAAAGCAAAAUCAGGACCAGCCAAGGAGGCGAUUGCAGCAUGGCGACGAGAGUGAUGAGGAAAUUAAUUAUGGACAUAGACCUCUCACAAAGUACAGGCCCCAGCAAUGUGCAAAUCAUGGUGUUACUGGGGCAGGUUCAUGCCGUGGAACGCCGAUUCUGGGCCCGGGAAACAAGCACAGACUGGUGGGACCGCCAUGCUGCAGGUGUGGGACGAUUCCCAGUGGCUGUGAAACUUUCGCAUGCGUAAAGGCACUUUUAUGGAACUUUGUGACUUGCUUUCCCCUGCCCUGAAGCUCCAGAAUACCAGGAUGAGAGCAGCCCUCACAGUUGAGAAGUGAGUGGCGAUAGCCCUGUGGAAGCUUGCAAUGCCAGACAGCUACCAGUCAGUCGGGAAUCAAUUUGGAGUGGGCAAAUCUGCUGUGGGGGCUGCUAUGAUCCAAGUUGUCAGGGCAAUGAAAGACCUGGUGAUAUCAAGGGUAGUGACUCUGGGAAACGUGCAGGCCAUAGUGGAUGGCUUUGCUGCAAUGGGAUUCCCAAACUGUGGUGGGGCGAUAGACGGAACCCAUAUCCCUAUCUUGGCACCAAAGCACCAAGCCACCGAGUACAUAAACUGCAAGGGGUACUUUUCAAUGCUGCUGCAAGCCCUGGUGGAUCACAAGGGACGUUUCACCAACAUCAACGUGGGAUGGCUGGGAAAGGUACAUGAUGCUCACGUCUUCAGGCACUCUGGUCUGUUUUGAAAGCUGGAGGAAGGGACUUUCUUCCUGGACCAGAAAAUAACCAUUGGGGAUGUUGAAAUGCCUAUAGUUAUCCUUGGGGACCCAGCCUACCCCUUAAUGCCAUGGCUCAUGAAGCCGUACACAGGCACCCUGGACAGUAGUCAGGACCUGUUCAAUUACAGGCUGAGCAAGUGCCGAAUAGUGGUGGAAUGUGCAUUUGAAUGUUUAAAAGCGCGCUGGCGCAGCUUACUGACUCGCUCAGACCUCAGCGAAAAGAAUAUCCCCAUUGUUAUUGCUGCUUGCUGUGCGCUCCACAAUAUCUGUGCGAGUAAGGGGGAGACAUUUAUGGCGGGGUGGGAGGUUGAGGCACAUCGCCUGGCCGCUGAUUACGCGCAGCCAGACACCAGGGCGGUUAGAAGAGCACAGCUGGGCGCGGUGCGCAGCAGAGAAGCUUUGAAAACUAGUUUUGUGACUGGCCAGGCUACGGUGUGAAACUUUUGUUUGUUUCUCCUUGAACCCUUCGCCCCACCCGGUUCACUCUACUUCCCUGUAAACCAACCAACCAACCAACCCACCCUCCCCUCCCCCCUUCAAGCACUGCUUGCAGAGGCAAUAAAGUCAUUGUUACUUCACAUUCAUGCAUUCUUUAUUAAUUCAUCACACAACUAGGGGGAUAAUUGCCCAGGUAGCCCGGGAUGGGUGGGGGAGGAGGGAAGGAAAAGGACACAUUGCCGUUUAAAACUUUAACUCUUAUUGAAGGCCAGCCUUCUGAUGCUCAGGCAAUCGUCUGGGGUGGAGUGACUGGGUGGCCGGAGGCCCCCCCCACCGUGUUCUUGGGCGUCUGGGUGAGGAGGCUAUGGAACUUGGGGAGGAGGGCUGUUGGUUACACAGGGGCUGUAGCGGCGGUCUCUGCUCCUGCUGCCUUUCCUGCAGCUCAACCAUACACUGGAGCAUAUCAGUUUGAUGCUCCAGCAGCCGGAGCAUCGACUCUUGCCUUCUGUCUGCAAGCUGACGCCACCUAUCAUCUUCAGCCCGCCACUUGCUCUGUUCAUCCCGCGAUUCAGUCUGCCACCUCUCCUCUCGUUCAUACUGUGCUUUUCUGUAGUCUGACAUUGACUGCCUCCACGCAUUCUGUUGUGCUCUUUCAGCGUGGGAGGACAUCUGGAGCUCCAUGAACAUGUCAUUCCGAGUCCGCCGUUUUCUCCUUCUAAUCUUCACUAGCCUCUGUGAAGGAGAAACAUUUGCAGCUGGUGGAGGAGAAAGGAGAGGUGGUUAAAAUAGACACAUUUUAGAGAACAAUGGAUACACUCUUUCACGUUAAAUUUUGCUGUUCACGUUACACAGCACAUGUGCUUUCGUUACAAGGUCGCAUUUUUCCUCUUAUAUUGAGGGCCUGCCAGUUUGGUGUGAGAGAUCACUCAUGCAGUGCCAGGCAACAGAUUUCGGCUUGCAGGCAGCCAUGGUAAGCCACAGUCUUUUGGCUUUUUUAACCUUCUUAACAUGUGGGAAUGGUUUCAAACAGUAGCGCCCUCAUUUCCCAUACCAAGCACUCAUUGGGUUGGCCAUUUAAAAUGGGUUUGCAAUGUAAAAGGAGGGGCUGUGGUUCCCAGGUUAACAUGCAGCACAAACCCAACUAACCCCCCUCCCCCCCACACACCCAAUUAUCGGGGAUGAUCACUUCACUGCUCCCCCCCCCCCCCACCAGGUGACUAACAGCGGGGAACAUUUCUGUUCAGCCGAGCAGGAACGGGCACCUCUGAAUGUCCCCUUAAUAAAAUCACCCCAUUUCAACCAGGUGACCGUGAAUGAUAUCACUCUCCUGAGGAUAACAAAGCGCGAUAAGGAAUGGAUGUUGUCUGCAUGCCAGCAAACACCGGGCCCAUACGUUGCCAUGCUUUGUUAUGCAAUGAUUCCAGACUACGUGCUACUGGCCUGGCGUGGUAAAGUGUCCUACCAUGGCGGACAGGAUAAGGCAGCCCUCCCCAGAAACUUUUUGCAAAGGCUUUGGGAGUACAUGAAGGAGAGCUUUCUGGAGAUGUUCCUGGAGCAUUUCCGCUCCAUCCCCAUACACGUUAACAGACUUUUCCAGUAGCUGUACUGGCCGUGAUUGCCAGGGCAAAUUAAUCAUUAAUCAUUAAACACGCUUGCUUUUAAACCAUGUGUAAUACACUCACUAGAGGUCCCCUGUGUGCCCUCAGGGGCUGGGAGCACGCCUUGGGUGAGUUCGGGGGUUACUGGCUCCAGGUCCAGGGUGAUAAACAUAUCCUGGCUGUUGGGGAAACCGGUUUCUCCACUUCCUUGCUGCUGUGAGCUGUCUACAUUAUCUUCAUCCUCAUCUUCCUCGUACUCAGAACCCUCUUCCCUGUGUGUUUCUCCAGUGACGGAGUCAUAGCACACAGUUGGGGUAGUGGUGACUGCACCCCCUAGCAUGGCAUGCAGCUCCGCGUAGAAGCGGCAUGUUUGCGGCUCUGCCCCGGAUCUUCCGUUUGCCUCUCUGGCUUUGUGGUAGGCUUGCUUUAGCUCCUUAAUUUUCACGCAGCACUGCUGUGUGUCCCUGUUAUGGCCUCUGUCCUUCAUGGCCUUGCAGACCUUUUCUAAUAUUUUGCCAUUUCGUUUACUGCUACGGAGUUCAGCUAGCACUGAUUCAUCUCCCCAUAUGGCGAGCAGAUCCCGUACCUCCCGUUCGGUCCAUGCUGGAGCUCUUUUGCGAUCCUGGGACUCCAUCACAGUUACCUGUGCUGAUGAGCUCUGUGUGGUCACCUGUGCUCUUCACGCUGGGCAAACAGGAAAUGAAAUUCAAACGUUCGCGGGGCUUUUCCUGUCUAGCUGGUCAGUGCAUCUGAGUUGAGAGUGCUGUCCAGAGCGGUCACAAUGAAGCACUGUGGGAUAGCUCCCGGAGGCCAAUAACAUCGAAUUCCAUCCACACUACCCCAAUUCCGACCCGCUAAGGCCGAUUUUAUCGCUAAUCUCCUCGUCGGAGGCGGAGUAAAGAAACCGGUUUAAAGGGUCCCUUAAAUUGAAAGAAAGGGCUUUGUCGUGUGAACGUGUCCAGGCUUAAUUCGAUUUAACGCUGCUAAAGUCGACCUAAACUCGUAGUGUAGACUAGGCCUUAGUUUUGCAAAAUGUAAGUAUUCUAUUUACUAUACAUUGACAAGAAAUAACUUUAUAAAAACAAUUACUCUGAAAUGCUACUUCUGUUUUAACUUCCACAUGCUAUAGGUCCAACUUUUUAAAGUGCAGAACAUGAGGUGUAGCCCAUAACUACUUCACUUGUGGGGCAUAGUGCCUCAAUAGUAGCACCAGACCUCAAUGGAGUCAAGUUAUGUAACUUUUAUGUGAUUGAAAUCCGUAGCACACCAGAUAUUCACAAUGUAUUUUUAUAACAUUCCAUGUUGUUUAGCAAACCUUAAGGGCAUAGGAGAUAGGGUCUUGCAGACUAGCACAUCUUCUUACGCUUUGAAAAAAAAAAUUAACUCACAAAUUGCGGAGAAGCCAAUACUUCUUUUGCAUCCCAAAAUAUUUGAACAAUUACAAUUUUUCUGGACCUAUGGUUUGAGAACACAUUUAACUGGCUUAUGGGGGAAACCAUCUGAAUAUACAGAUGCAAAAUCUAAGUGCAAUAUUGUAGAAAAAGUUUGCACUGCUUUCUUUUAAAAUAGCGAGGAAGAGAAAAAAAACUCGCUCUUUUGGUGUACAAUAUACAGUACAUUUUAAUUUUUAAGUGUUUUCAUCUUUGUACCGUCUGUAUAUUGUUUACAAUAGAGAUUAUGGUUAAAUAUUCUAGAUUGGAUUUUGUCUUGAUCUUGGGCCCUUACAUUUCCUUAUGUAAGAAAUAUAGUGUGUGUCUGUAUAACAUACAUGUUCAGUGUAUCUGCAUAGGUUUGUGCAUGUAUGUGUGUGUGUAUAUAUAUAUAUAUAUAUAUAUAUAUAUAUAUAUAUAUAUAUAUAUAUAAAAAACGUAUGCAAACCCAAAGUAAAGUAGAGGAGCAGCAGACAGUUACAUUCUAUAUGUUCAAGGAGAAGUGAGGAGUUAUCAAGGCUGCUUUACCACCUCCUACACCAUAGCAAGUAUUAAUUACUUUUAAUUCUAAUUCUAAAUAAAAACAUAACAUAAUGUAUCCUCUUGGAGGCUAUACAAGAAAACAGAUUGAACCAAACAUCUUUAAAUAAUGCAACAGUCCUUUUAAAAUAGUGAGCAGGAGCCUUGUUUUUCCUCCUUAUAAAUACAGUAACAACAGAAUCAAUAUUAGCUGCUAGUAAAUUAUCCAGCUCUCCUAGAGCUGAGAAUGAGGGAUGUCUAGCAUUUAGGAUUGGAAAAUCUAGCAGUCAGUAAUGUUAAUAUAUAUUAAGCCCCAUCAAAGCAAAAAACAAACAAAAAAACACUACCCCACCCUUGUAGCGUGUAUGCAAAUUAUUUCUAAAACAAACAAACCUCCAUCACACUCAAGUGUAUGCCUUUGUAUUUCCCAAAGAGCAGCUUUAGUUUAAGGCCAGGCUGUGGUGAUGGAGGGUUUCCAGAAGAACAAAGCUCUUGUAGUUACAAAAUUGUAAGUGCAGAAUUUUUGUGGCUGUUUUAUUUGUGUUGGGAAGGGGGGGAGGGGAGUUUGCAUGUCAGUUUCAUGCAAGUAAGAUCACUUUUUGUCCCUGCUUUUUAGUAAAUGCACUUGAAUGUAAGGUGUGUGGAUUUAUAUUUAGAUUUGUUUUAUGCUUUUAUAGUCAACUGUUGCAAAUGUAGUGAAUAAAUAUAUAUUCUGUUGUCAA